UGCGCCCUCUCAUGAUUUUUGUGUUCUCCUGACCUGAAUACGAUACUGGACUUAAUCACCACCCUACAGCGUUGCAACUUGAAUUUUUGCUUGUCUAGCUUUUUCCUUGCGUUCGAACAUGGGGAAGAAGAAAGUGAAGGAAAGUGGAGGGAAAGAGCACUGCCCCUCUACUGUUUUUGUCUCGAACUUGCCCUACUCAUUCACCAAUUCUCAGUUGGAGGAGACGUUUAGCGAAGUUGGACCAAUCAGGCGUUGCUUCAUGGUCAUGCAGAAGGGGUCAUCUCAGCAUCGUGGUUUUGGUUAUGUUCAAUUCGCUGUCGAGGAAGAUGCUAACCGUGCAAUUGAGUCGAAGAAUGGUUCAUCUGUUGGAGGCCGGAAAAUUGCAGUAAAGCAUGCCAUGCCUCGUCCUCCCCGUGAAGCACGACAAUCAAAGUCAAACCAAGCAGAGAAUGCUGAUGAUAUCCCAAAGUCAAAAAAUGAUGACAAUGAUGGUGGCUUUUCUGGAGUGAAGAAGCCUUCGUCAGUUACUAAGGAAAAAGUUGUAAAUAAUGAAAACCAUUCAAGGAAGCAUAGUGAAGUGAAAAAAGCAGUUCUUUGUAGGGAUAUAGCAGAUGAGGGGGGCUGUUCUGAAAAGCAGAGGGUUGCUAGAACUGUCAUAUUUGGCGGUCUUAUCAAUUCGGAUAUGGCUGAAGUUGUUCACAGCCAAGUACGGGAGAUUGGCAGUGUGUGUUCUAUAAAGUACCCCCUUCCUAGGGAAGAAUUUGAACAGCAUGGUCUCUUGCAAGAUGGAUGUAAAUUGGAUGCUUCAGCUGUACUUUACACAAGUGUGAAAUCAGCACGAGCUUCUGUUGCGUUGCUGCAUCAGAAAGAAAUUGGAGGAGGAAUUGUCUGGGCACGUCAAUUGGGUGGAGAGGGUUCCAAGACACAGAAAUGGAAGCUUAUUGUUAGAAAUCUUCCGUUCAAGGCCAAGGAAAAUGAAGUAAAAGAAAUGUUUUCAUCUGCUGGGUUCGUGUGGGAUGUAUUUAUUCCACGCAAGUCUGAUACAGGACUGUCUAAGGGUUUUGCAUUUGUGAAAUUCACUUGCAAGCAACAUGCAGAAAAUGCUAUUCAGAAGCUUAAUGGAUCAAAGCUUGGCAAGCGCCUCAUAGCUGUUGAUUGGGCUGUUCCAAAGAAGAUAUAUAGCAAUGAUAAAAAUGGUAUGCUUGCUUUGGAAAAUGGUAGGUUUUGAUAUUUUGGUGCAAUUAUUGAACUUGACUGCCACCAUCCAUAUUACUCAAGCAAUUUUUAUUUUUCUCCUAUCAUUUUUUUGAUAUGUAAAGAGCUGGUAUUCUAAAAUUGGGGCAAUAUUAUGUAUUUGUCCUGACUUGAGCAUAAGUAUUCUGAUUCUUAUUUAAUAAAUCCGUAAUACUAUAUCAUUUGGCAAUAUGAAAGGCAUUAUCUUUUAUCUAUGGUUCAAGAAAUUCAGAUAACUUAAGGUCCUUUAUUUUCAUUUAUCUGCAUUAGAUACUAUUAUGCCUCCGUAUAUUAAUGGCACUCACAUUUUUCUGGCAAAGUUAACAAGUCUUCCAUCUAUAGACUUGAUAAUUUCUUUGAGGUCAAAGUUCAAUGUUUCCAUUUACAGUCUUUUGAAUGUCUACAGUACGUUUUGUUCUCACUGCUAACACUGCAGUGAGGUAUAGAUAUUUUAAGAUUUGCUGGCAUCAACAUAUCAGUUUUAACUGAUUGUUUGGGUAAUUUCUGAACUUUGAAGUAGAAUAUGCUUAUGGAAUGCCUGCCAUAUGAUAUUCGUUUCCAUUCUUGUUCACAUUUGCAAUUCCAAUGUUGGGGCUUUACCUUUGUCUAUACCUUUCUUCUUGACCUAGUGAUAUUGAAAGGGUGAAGUUUAUUUGUGCUUGGCUCUAUUUUUUUCAACGGAAUCUUCAUUUCUUCUAAUUUGCAAAGAUAUUGGUUAGCUUUU
Neltuma alba is the source of this 1957-nucleotide messenger RNA. Its product is annotated as RNA-binding protein 28. NCBI's taxonomy places the organism in Eukaryota, Viridiplantae, Streptophyta, Magnoliopsida, Fabales, Fabaceae. The transcript is spliced from 12 exons. The coding region runs from base 119 to 1228 and encodes 369 amino acids. Gene Ontology annotation, molecular function: mRNA binding. The record is from RefSeq and is a predicted model, not a curated record.